Molecule: messenger RNA, 430 nt
Organism: Rhipicephalus sanguineus (brown dog tick)
Lineage: Eukaryota; Metazoa; Arthropoda; Arachnida; Ixodida; Ixodidae
Exons: 1
Source: RefSeq, a predicted model, not a curated record
GGAGGUGUCCCCAUCGGAGGCGUCGGAGGCGUUGGUCCCGUCGGUGGAGUCGGCUACGGUGGUGGUCUCGGCGGCUACGGUGGCGGUCUCGGCGGCGGCUACGGUGGUGGUGGCUAUGGCGGUGGCUAUGGUGCUGGCUACGGGCAAAGUGCCGGAGGCUUCCAGGGUGGCUUCAAACAAGGAGCCAGUGGGUACAACCAGGGCUCUGGAGGCUUCUCCGGAGGUGACGCUUUCAGGAACGUUCAGGGCUACAACAACCAGCAGGGGUACAGCUCCAGCACAGGCUUCUCUAAGACCGACUCGAACCGCUACGGAACCGGUUUCGGUCAGCACUCGGGUGGCUUCGCUGGUGGCUCCGCGGGUCACAAGUCCGGCUUCGGAAGCCAGAGCCACGGCCAACAAUUCGGCGGCGGAGUUGGAUAUUAGAAGG